Messenger RNA from Aspergillus mulundensis, 357 nucleotides. RefSeq lists its product as uncharacterized. Bases 1 to 357 code for a protein of 118 amino acids. NCBI's taxonomy places the organism in Eukaryota, Fungi, Ascomycota, Eurotiomycetes, Eurotiales, Aspergillaceae. The transcript has a single exon. The record is from RefSeq and is a predicted model, not a curated record.
AUGUGGCAGGGUCUUGACGCACAAGCUGAGGCCGCUAAAGUCAUCAAAUUCCUUAAGAAACGCCAUGGCAAAGGCGGUACAAAGCAUUCUCGCGCACUGUCCCUCGACACUGAUUCUAAUAUUCUUAAACGCCCUAUCUCAAAACGUUCCUGCGAACAGUUUGUCGAGUAUCUAAAGACUAUUGCCGACAGAAAUGCUCAAGAGCUGCAGGCGGAAGAUCCUGACUUUGAGUACAACAAUAUUCCGCUCCCUGACUUCACCGAUAACGCGGCAAACAACGUUCCUAUCUAUAAGAACUACAUGAGUGAGCUGGGUUUUGCUUUGGAGGAGAUUGAUCGUAAGGACUGGAAGAAGUGA